Molecule: messenger RNA, 3277 nt
Organism: Anopheles moucheti
Lineage: Eukaryota; Metazoa; Arthropoda; Insecta; Diptera; Culicidae
Gene: sals
Product: glutamic acid-rich protein
Exons: 8
Coding region: 371-2947 (858 amino acids)
Molecular function (GO): actin binding
Source: RefSeq, a predicted model, not a curated record
GGUGGCCGGUGGCGGCACCACGCGCAGUUGGGGAAAGAUCGUCAAACGGUUAUUAUGUUAUGUUUUAAUGCCAUUUGCCAUUGGCGAUGAUGAAUCAAGACUAUUUUUAACACACACAUUCAUGCUAGUUGUUUUUUUUUAAAUUAAUGUGAUUAUUUUUAAAUACGAAGAAUCCUCAAGAAAACCGGUGUCCUGUGAAACAUUGAGUUGAAAAUAAACUAUUUACCUACGGGCACGAGGCCGACAGGAAACAGUGUCGCACAAAACAAUCGGUCGUGAAUCAGAGUAUUUGUUAGUGAACCGAUACAGCACAAUCUGCACACCGGAGUCCCCAAACGAUCACCGGGAUUUGCGCUCCGGCUAGCUCAGCAUGCCGGUUAACAGUCGUCCACCGUGGCUGAAGGAUCGUCUGGAGACGGUUAACAAAGCCGUACCACCGGCAUGGACGCGCAAGGCAAGUGUCACACCCGCCACAGAUACAAAGGAAUCUUCACCAUCUGCCAAAGCGAAUGCGACCGAAGGUUCUCCAGCCGCCAGUACAAAAACGGCCACACCAACGGCCACCACCACCGUAAAGAAAGCUGUCAGCACACCGGCGAAAGAGAAUGGUGAUACGGCCGCCAAAGCUACCACCACGGCCAAGUUGCAAUCGAAGGAAAUAAAGGUGCCGGUUGUGGUGGCGCAGAAAAAACCGGUCAACCCUCCACUGACCAAACCCGACUCGACGGUAGGACUUAAAAACACGACCCCCGUCAUGACGGUGCAUCGGGAGGUGGCUAAACCGAAGCCGAAACCCACCGCCAAAGAACCGACGCCCGAAUCCGACGAUGAAGAGGAGGAAGAGGAAGAGGAAGAGGAGGAAGAGGAGGAGGAAGAGGAGGGCAGCACCGAGUACGAAACGGAGACGGAAUCUGAAGAGGAGCCACCGGCAAAGCCGGCCCCAAAAAAGCCCGAACCGAGCCAGCUGAAGCGCCAAGAUGCUGACGCAACGCAGCCACCGAAGCUGCCCGUGCAGCUGCGCAAAGUGACGCCGACGCGAAGCCCCGACAAGUCGGACGCCGAAAGCAAACCAUCGUCGAGGUCGGUAUCGGAAAAGUCAUCCUCCCCAGAGCCGAAAGUAUUCGUCCGGCCACCGCUUAAGAAAGUGAUCCGACCGCAACAGGAUUCGCCACCAAAGGAACGCUCCGUAUCGCCGGAACCGGCAAAGAACUUCCGCGUGCAGUUGCGCAAGGUACCGUCCAACCUGAAGGCACCCCGUGUGAAGGAAAAGCUGCCGGAGGUACAGCUGAAGAAGGUGGAGAAACCACUGCUGGAGGACAUACCGAAGAAGGAGGAAGCCUAUCCGCACAAACCGUCGAUGCUGAAGUCGGAAAGCAGUAAGAGAAUUCCUCCACCGCCACCGAUGCCGAAGUCCAACAUACCUCCACCACCUCCACCACCACCCAGCUUGAAGCCUCCGCCGGAUUUCGAGAAGAAGGAGAUAUCCGUCAAACAGAAGGAAGUGAUAGACAAGCUGAAACGUCGUCCACGUCGACGUCCGGACUGGUCGGACAUGAUGAAGGAGGUUGAGCAAGGCAGAAAACUGAAACACGUUGAGUGUAAUGACAGAUCGCAUCCGAUCAUAAACUCUAAAUCGAUCACCAAGGUAAAGGAUCAGUUCAUCUUCGAGACGGAGAAGGCCACGGCACACAAUCAGCUGCUGAAGCAGAUUCAGGGUGGCGUCCAGCUGAAACCGACCAAGUGUAACGAUCGCAGUAAACCGAUACUGGGAGGUUUGCGCAAGUUCCGCCGUCAGAUGACGCUCGAGGAGCAGCUGGCCAAGUCGGAGUCGCGCGCCAACAUGGAAGCGCCACCGGCGGACGAAGAGGAAGAUGAGCUGGACGACAUCGAUAAGGUGCGCGAUGAUCUGCAAAGCACAAAGCAAAUGUUGGCGCACGAGCUCCGGAACAACGAGGCAAUGGAGCGGGAAAACAAACGCCUUCAGGCACGGGUACAGAACCUCGAGGCGGAACUGUCCCGCGAGCGAUGGAAUCCGUUGAGCGGCGAGGAACGAACAACCGUCACCGGGCCACAGUCCGACCUGAUACAGUCGCUCAAGGAUGAAGCGCUAACGGCCCAGAAGCAGUCGAAGCAGCUGGAAGAGAAAUACCAAACGGUGGCCAAGGAGCUCGACACGGCGUACAAGCAGGCGGACGAGCAGAAACGAAAGAUUGCCGAACUCGAACGGAAGCUCCAGUGCUUAACGGACGAUGACUUCUACUUGAACGAGCAUCAGGGCAUUACGGAUGAUCGCAGAGCCACGGAGUCGGCCCAGAAGGAAAGCUCGCCGGAACUGCAGCCCGAAGAAGAGGAAGAGGAGGAGGAAGAAGAGGACGAGGAAAAGAAGGCAGAAAAGAUGGCCAAACGGUUGAACCGCGAGGUCAACAUGCUGCAGGCCCGGCUUACGAGAUUGAAGGAGAAACAGGAAGAGAAACACGCGGAACGACAGGCCCUGAAAUACGCCAUGAGAACCAAUCAGUAUGCCCUAAAGGCUGAGAAGAAAAAGUAUAAAAAGCUACAGAAAGAGGUGGAAAAAAUGGCCGCCAUGAUGAAGCUGGAGGAUGAUGAUGAUGACGAAGCAGCGGAAGCCAAGGAGCCACCGCCCGAGGAACCGGAAGACGAGCAGGAGGAAGAGGAAGAGGAGGAGGAGGAAAGCGAAUCGGAAGAAUCGGAAUCGGAGAGUGAAAAUGAGAGUGAAAAUGAAGCAGAAGAUGCUCCGGAUGACAAAAAGAAGACCAACCUGGAACCCAGAGUCAAGCGGCACGAGGGCCGGCUGGCCUCGCUCAAGAAGGGUAACUACUUGCUGCAGGCGAACGUGGAUCGUAUUAAGGAUGAGAUCAGCAAGGUGCGCGAAGACUGUUGCACAUUGCAAACGGAUCUGGACAGCGUAAUAGCGGACCUAGGCUGAUGACACACCCCUCCGGGUGGGGGCGCGUAAUAGAUUAUCUUUACCGUAAUAGUAAAAGGGGGCAGCAUGCAGUCUGCACUUGCAGGCUGUACGCUGUUCGUUUCCUAGGUACAAUACGGAACAGGCCGAUUGUUCUUUUCUCCGGUUCCGACCGACGUUUAGCACCGUGGCAGUACUUUAUACUCACAAAGGAGAAGGAAAAGCUAUCGCUUCAGAAAAAUAUUGUCCGCAUCAAAGCAACAUAUGCAGCAACUGCAGAGUGGCACGUAAUACAAGUAUUUUUGUACAUCGUUACUUUUGUAUACACGUAUAAUAAACUUACCUUUAUGU